ACAAUUGCUAAUAAAAUGGUUGAAAACAAUGAUGUCGAAUUAUCCGAAGCGGAAGCAGAACAGUACGACCGUCAAAUUCGGCUAUGGGGCUUAGAAUCUCAAAAAAGAUUGCGCGCUUCUAAAGUGUUAAUCAUCGGCAUCUCCGGUCUUGGUGCUGAGAUCGCAAAAAAUGUAAUUUUGUCGGGAGUGAAGAGUGUUUGCUUGCUAGACAAUGAAAAAGUCAAAGAAAUUGAUCAGUAUUCACAAUUCUUGGCACCACCGGAUAAAAUUGGCGAGAACCGAGCCGAAGCUUCAUUGCAAAGGGCAAGAGCAUUGAACCCAAUGGUGGACGUUACGUCGGAAACUAGAGGUGUUGACGACCUUCCGGAUAGCUUCUUUGCAGAAUUUGACAUUGUUUGCGCAACAGGACUUAAGCAAGAACAACUCGAACGCAUAAACAACGCUUGUCGCGACAACAACAAGAAAUUCCUGUGCGGCGACGUGUGGGGCACCUUUGGUUACAUGUUCGCCGAUCUCGUGGACCACGAAUAUUCAGAGGAGAUUGUUCAACACAAAGCUGUCAAACGGGCAGCUGACGAUACUGAAAAGAAUGCACGAGAAACUGUAACCAUUACUGUUAAACGUCGCGCUAUUUACGUUCCACUACAAAAUGCUCUGUCAGUAGAUUGGUCGAAACCCGAAAUGCGGUCCAGAUUGCGCUCGCGCCGUGGGGACCCCUCGUAUUUUGUUUUAAAGAUCCUUCAGCGGUUUAGAGAUGAACAGAAUCGUAACCCAGACCCAGCAAAAAGGAAGGCAGAUACUGCACUUCUUUUGAAAAUGCGAGAUGAACUUGUACAAGAGCUGUCAAUACCAGUAAACUUUAUUACUGAUGCUUUGCUCACUGAUGUAUUUGGCACUGUAGCAUGUUCUGCAGCAGUUGUAGGCGGAGUGAUUGGCCAAGAGGUGGUAAAAGCUGUCAGUCAGCGUGAGCCUCCACAUAAUAAUAUGUUCUUCUUCAACCCAAUCAAGUGUGUUGGCUUUGUUGAACUAUAUGGUCAGUAAAAUUUGAGAAAUUAGAAUUAAAGUUUACAUGUAUUAAUUUUGUGAGAAAUAAUAAGUUUAAG
Molecule: messenger RNA, 1103 nt
Organism: Hyposmocoma kahamanoa
Lineage: Eukaryota; Metazoa; Arthropoda; Insecta; Lepidoptera; Cosmopterigidae
Gene: Aos1
Product: SUMO-activating enzyme subunit 1
Exons: 1
Coding region: 16-1041 (341 amino acids)
Biological process (GO): protein sumoylation
Cellular component (GO): cytoplasm; SUMO activating enzyme complex
Molecular function (GO): SUMO activating enzyme activity
Source: RefSeq, a predicted model, not a curated record